Molecule: messenger RNA, 2345 nt
Organism: Oncorhynchus mykiss (rainbow trout)
Lineage: Eukaryota; Metazoa; Chordata; Actinopteri; Salmoniformes; Salmonidae
Product: ras-related protein rab7
Biological process (GO): endosome to lysosome transport; phagosome-lysosome fusion
Cellular component (GO): phagocytic vesicle; late endosome; lysosome
Molecular function (GO): GTPase activity; GTP binding
Source: RefSeq, a predicted model, not a curated record
GACGCAAUAGUUGUUUUGGAGGAAGUGAAAGAGGGGAGGAAAAAAAUCAGUCUAGGAAAGAACCUCUGAGAAAGAAGCCAGAGCAAAAGGUACAAGCCAACCAAAUCGGAACUGAAACUAUAGCUAGAUAUUUGUAUUUAAAUUACCGUGGAGAGAGUCUGGAAAUACUAAUCGGGAAGCUGGAUAUCAGAGCGAUAAGCAACGGCCACCAAGUCUGAACAUUAACAUUUUAUCUGGCUAGCUUGCUAGCCUGAGACAUUUAUUCAAAUCCAGUAAAAAUAGGCUGUCCUGAGACAGCAAGUCGGAAAACAGCGUUCUGGUGUGUUGGAAGUUGAAGGUAGGGCAGUGGUGUCAAACAAAUUUUGCCCUGGGGCACCACAUUCGUUCUUCAUUAUGACUCGACAGAAUGACAUCCAGGAAGAAAGUGCUCCUGAAAGUCAUCAUCCUGGGGGAUUCUGGAGUUGGGAAGACCUCCCUGAUGAACCAGUAUGUGAAUAGGAAGUUCAGUAACCAGUACAAAGCUACAAUAGGAGCUGACUUCCUGACCAAGGAGGUGAUGGUGGACGAUCGGCUCGUCACAAUGCAGAUCUGGGACACGGCAGGGCAAGAGAGGUUCCAGUCUCUGGGUGUGGCGUUCUACCGUGGGGCAGACUGUUGUGUGCUGGUGUUUGACGUAACUGCCCCCAACACCUUCAAGACUCUAGACAGCUGGAGGGACGAGUUCCUGAUCCAGGCCAGUCCCAGAGACCCCGAGAACUUUCCUUUUGUGGUGCUAGGCAACAAGAUCGACCUGGAGAACAGACAGGUGACGACCAAGCGGGCUCAGGCAUGGUGUCAGAGUAAGAACAACAUCCCCUACUUUGAGACCAGUGCCAAGGAGGCCAUCAACGUAGAGCAGGCCUUCCAGACCAUUGCACGCAACGCCCUCAAACAGGAAACUGAGGUGGAGCUGUAUAAUGAAUUCCCGGAGCCCAUCAAGCUAGACAGGAAUGACAGAGCAAAGACUUCAGCAGAGGCCUGCACCUGCUGAGGGGGAACAUGGACUAUCUUCUGUCUGGCUUUCUGGAAAACCCUUCUCUCUCCUCACCUGCUCCCCUUUAGGGAAAAGACUGCAUCUCUGGUCUCUGCACCCAUGUCACAUCCCCCUCCUACCAUAAUCACACUAAGUUCCCAGUUACACACACAAUGAGUAUAUUGCUCCUCACAUGCACCCCUAACACACAUUCCAAUGAUCAAAGAUCACGAGAGAAGAAUUUGUAGAUCCCUGCCUGCCUGUUCCUGAAUCCAUAUCAUGAGUGAACCCACAACCUGGCCCACCCACCCUGUCUAACUGUGUCCCCUCUUGGCCUCUCAAAUUGGGGGGACCAGAUGGAGCCAUGUCCUAAGAAUGCAGUGGGGAACUCUAGAAGUGAUGGCUGAUGCUUUUUUACAUGAUUAUGAUAUCUUUGUGUCAUUGUCCUGAUACUUCUUAUCCUGUAUUUUCUGUUUAUCAGGAAUUAGUUUUGACUUGAAGUUCUAUAUUGCCUACCUAGCUCUUGUCAAAUAAUCAGCUGAAUUAGAAGUUAUUUUUGUUCUUAUUGGCUGUCUAAGUUUAAGCCAUCAGAAGCUUAUACUUGUUUUGCACUUUGUUGUUUUACUGUUUUUUUUGUUUUUGGGGGGGGGGGGUGGAUUUAAACGUUGAACUCUGAUUUGAGCAGUGUCGGCUAGACCAACAACAAUACUACUCCCACCAUACUUCUCUACUACCCCUAGGAAGCCUGUUGAUGCUAUAAAAAUAGAAAACAGAAGGCUAACUACGCCCUUUGUAGGGACUGGAGUGCAUUGGUUGGUUUAGUAGCCUCAUGUUGCAGGGGAAAUAUUUAUACGUAGGCAAUGACGAGAGAAGCUGAUCACACAAACAAUGAAAGACAAGAACUUUCUUCAUAAGAUAAUAAUACUAUUUGCUACUUAAUACUACUAGAACUACUGCUACUAUGUGCUGUAUGUCCUUUGUCAGCCAUCUUGUUUCAAAACCAGAAUUACAGCUCUGUCCCUAUUUACAUCUGUCCACUUAUGUCUGUAUUCCCUGUCUGUUUUUCUGUCUGCUGGUAGCUCAGUAUGGCAAGAGUGCUUAAUAUUACUUUAAUUGAUUGUGUGCAACUAUUGUGUGUAGAUAUAAUAGGGACAGUCUUUAAAAAAUAAAAAAAAAACAAGUUGAGAUGAAACAUAAUGGGAUGAGCUUCCUAUCAAUUAAAGAAACAGUCCAAGGAUUUGCCCUCUUAACAAAAUAAUCAGUGUUAUGCCAAUGAAUUUGUUGAAAGUAAGUCUUGGGAUUUCAAAAGUAAUAAUAAAAAUGUUGAAUAUAA